Molecule: messenger RNA, 3357 nt
Organism: Wallemia ichthyophaga EXF-994
Lineage: Eukaryota; Fungi; Basidiomycota; Wallemiomycetes; Wallemiales; Wallemiaceae
Product: Serine/threonine-protein kinase ppk30
Exons: 3
Coding region: 1-3357 (1118 amino acids)
Biological process (GO): peptidyl-threonine phosphorylation; actin cortical patch assembly; protein autophosphorylation
Cellular component (GO): cytoplasm
Molecular function (GO): ATP binding; protein serine/threonine kinase activity
Source: RefSeq, a predicted model, not a curated record
AUGAACUCAUCUCCCGGCUUACUCUCGCGCGGCACAAAGAUCAAAGUUGGGGUGCACACGCUGUUUAUCGACAGAUAUCUCAGCGCCGGCGGAUAUGCCCACGUCUACAUCUGCACCUCCCAGCUGCCCAUCUACAACGCCUACAGCCACGUGCUCAAGCGUGUAGCCGUAGCCUCACUCGCCUCUCUCCAAGAAGUCGGCAACGAAGUGGAGAUGAUGAAGCUGGUGCGCAACUCGCCUCACAUUGUCAACCUCAUCGACGCCGCUGCGUAUAAACUUCCGCAGGGCGGUCACGAGGUGUUUAUACUGAUGGAGCUGUGCCCCGGUGGUGGUUUGAUUGACGUUAUGAACCAGCACCUAAAAACGCGCUUAUCCGAGCAGCAGAUACUCGAUGUCUUUGUGGGCGUGAGUGAUGCACUCGCACACAUGCACUCUCUCAGAAUCCUCCACCGCGACCUUAAAAUAGAAAACAUUCUCAAAUCCUCAGGGAGCGUGUACAAGCUGUGCGAUUUUGGCAGCGCAACUCUGCUCCCAGUGCAUCCACAACAGCUGUCAUCCGUCGACGAUAUAAAACGGCUAGAAGAGGAAAUAAACCGAGUUACAACGCUGCAAUACAGAUCACCAGAAAUGAUAAACCUUCCCCAAUCACGGUACAUUGACGAGAAGAGCGAUAUCUGGGCACUUGGCGUGCUGCUGUACAAGCUAUGCUAUUAUACCACUCCAUUCGAGAAUGGGCAAGGGGGCGUGGAUAGUCUGGCUAUUCUGCACGCACAAUACACUAUACCCACUUCACCACUCUACUCCUCCACGCUCAACACACUUAUCAGCUCAAUGUUGAGGCAGGUCCCACGCGAGAGACCAGCUGCUGUGGAUAUACUCAGACGCGUCCACCAGAUGCGCGGAACGCUACAUUUAUUCCAUCCUCCACAACCCAAGCAACCCAAACAACCCUCACCUAUUCCUGUGAAAGGUAAAAGCCGCCCGCUUCCAACUCCCCCACAGCAGCCCGCCAUUUACAAGCAAAACCUGCUUUCCCCCUCCGAUACGCCGCCACUGCGUAGAGGACGUGUGAAGUCAGGUGAGAGUGGUGAUCACCGCACAGGCGGAGCUGUUAGAGGUGUUCAAGCAAGCCAUUCAGACACCCCCUCCCAACCACUCCAGCCACUUAAGACAAUACAAACGACAUCAACGACGUCUGCAAAGACCCCCACUCCCACUCCACACACAUCCAAAUCCCUCCCUAACAAGUUGAACCAAGGCAAUCAAAGACAAUCACCAGCAUCCACGCGCAAUCCACCCACCAUGCCGGCUAAUACCGCUGUUGAUACCCCUACAGCUACAAGUACAACUAGCUCUACUCCGACUAUCACUCCCACUAACGAUGUCAAUAUCAAUGACGACCCUGAAUCGCGUUUCCCAGAUCUGGAAGCGUUUGGCGAUCAAUUUGAUACUCUAUCACGCACAACUGUGCGCGUAGAUGGCGUGAAAGAUGCACAAAGCCCAUACACCCCAGACAGUCCAGAUAGUCCAGACGAGCUAGUGAUCGAGGAGAUACUCCCACGUCAUCUACGCGUCCCUCGCCAACUGUCAUCUUCUAGCCCUGGCAGUGGGAAGAGUGUGCAGAUGGAGGAUUUGAUGGAUGUCACCGGGGCUGGUAGUGGUAGUGGAAGGGAGAAGUGGAAAGUGGAAAGUGACCAACACGACAUCUACGAGCACAAAAACGGCGCACUCCCCCCUCACCUGUCGAAUAAGGUUGAAGUGCGCUCACCUUCGCCGCUCAUACCGUCAGAACACAUGCAAGAUUUGCAGAGCGUGCAAAACUUGAAUGUGCCAGAUGCGCGUGGUAAAGAUGAAGAGGAAAUUGGUGGAAGAAUUGACAGCAAUUCAAAUACAUUGUCUGAUACUCACCCUCGCCCACACUCACACUCACAUUCCCUGUCAUCCUCCGACGACGAUGCGGAAGAUAUUGAGUAUCCGCUGAGUAGGAACUAUGCCAUAUCAUCCACGACCAACGAGAAAAAUUUGGAGGAAGAGGAGCAAGAGAAGCAGGUGGUGAAAGAGAAAGAAGAGAAGCAAAAAAGUGAAGAAGAGAAAAAGCCACAGGAGUUGCGCCAGGAGGUCGACAACACCGUGCAAGCGCCGUCUACAGAGCUUGGUCAGACACCGUCUAAUCCGCCUUCUUCUCAACGUCCACCUUCCCCUCUUGUAAGCGGAGUUGGUGAGCAGCACGAGCUCGAUAAAUUCAGCACUUCGGCAACACCACACACAACACACAAAACAAGCACACUACCACACUCAUCACCACCACCUUCUAAGAAAAAGAGUAACCUCCAGAUAUUGAUUGAGAAGGACGCCGAACGCACCAAAGCGCAGUCGGAGCGCGACGUGCACGAUGUGCUCGAUAAAGGAUACGACAAGAAUGCAUACCCGCUGAUAUCGCCAGUGAAAGAAGAGGGUGUACGGAGUACGGAAAGUGCACAGGCUGUGCAAAGUGCGCAAAAAGCGCUACUUGACAGCGAUCCAUCGGUGCAUUCGGUCCAACCAGAGAACACAUGGCAGAGAGAUAGAGAAAGAAAGGGAGAAAGAGAUAGCGAUAGAGAUAGAGGUCAAAAGGCAGUACACACCGGAAUGCUUGUCGAUAUAUACCCAGAUCCUGAUUCUGGUGGCACUGGUACACAGACAAACACGCAAACCUCAACAGUGACAGCCGAUACAUCUCCAGCAACUUCACAGCUGAUAGACGUAGAUGUAGACUACCCAUCAAAGUCUCAGUCUCAGCAGUCUCAGCAGUCUCGCGUGUCAUCCCAAGCAGACGCAAAGCCGUCCGUCAAACCCAAACCUAAACUCACAAGUACCAAAUCAUCAGAAAGUAGUAGUAGGAAGGAGAAUGACAAUGAAGAGCAGACACAUUCACUAUCGCAAAACUCAAAUACCACCGCCAACACCACGCAAAAUUCAGGACGCAGACACAUAUUGCAUUCACGCCCACGCACACACGCCCGUGCUGCAUCUAUGGUAGAUCGUUAUGAGACCAUGACAAUGGACGUACAGGAGAUGGAAGUUAAGGGGGAUAAAGCUCCACUGUCGCAUGUCAAACCUAAACCCAAACCAGAGUCUAUGGCGGGACAAAAAACGUCCAAAGCACCUGCGACAUUGACAACACCUGCGACACCGAUCAUACCUAAGAGUCCAGAAAAACAGCACAUUUCACCGAAACGAAUCCCAAACAAACACUCAAACGCACGACCUGUGUCAAUGUAUGCUGAUGCAAGCCCCAGUCAGAAAAGCUCUGAUGAGAAGGACGAGGGAAGAUUUCCAGGCGUCGCAGCGAGGAUAGAGCAGUGGAAUAAAGUGUAG